Messenger RNA from Drosophila nasuta, 6176 nucleotides. It is a transcript of the gene mxc, whose product is annotated as multi sex combs. The record is from RefSeq and is a predicted model, not a curated record. Lineage: Eukaryota; Metazoa; Arthropoda; Insecta; Diptera; Drosophilidae. Bases 158 to 5788 code for a protein of 1876 amino acids. The transcript has 7 exons. Gene Ontology annotation, molecular function: protein binding.
UUUUUUUUUGUGUUUGAGUUGGUUUUGGAUUUGCUGUUUGUUAUCGUAGUAUCGUAGUGUGUGGGAAGUAUGUGCCUCAGUUGUGACUAAAGAGCACCACAAGUAGACUUCAAACAAUAAAUUUUUGGAGCAUAGCGAAAAAAGCGAGCCACACAAAAUGGAAUCGAUUGUGCUACAUUCCGAUAUAGCGCGCCUGGUCCUAGGCUAUUUGGUCAACAAUAAUCUUAAGCGUGCGGCCCAAACUCUAUGCCGCACAUCGCCGCAUCUGGUGCAGGAGUUCAAUGCAUUCCGUCAAGGCUUGCUGCCGCACAACUUUCUCAAUGGCGGUCUCGAGGAGAUGAUACGCGAGCACGUCAAGAUCAACACGCUGGUGACGAAUGCAAUGCUCAAGUUGCCCCUGGAGCGGCGAAUGCGUUUACAGCAAAUGAAACUCUCUGAGCGUCUCAGUGAGCUGCUGCAUCAGGAAAAGAACACACCGCAUAGCAGCUGGCGCAACAACACAACAGCAAACACAAACAAAAAACGCAAGCGUCGUCGCAUGCGUGGCCAAACGGAUGAAGAGUCACAACAACAGCUGCCACAUUACGACAGCAAGCGCCCACGUCUGCUGGCGCCACAUUUGUACUGCAGCAUUGAGCGCUCACAUCGCUUGCACAGCGCUGACAAUGAAUCCCUCGAUAGCAGCAGCAGCGGCAGCAAUCACACCGACAACUGCAACAGCGAUGCGAGUAGCGCCGACGAAGCUUUGCCCUUCCAUGGCAGCGGGCAUGGACCCAAGAAUAAUUCCACGCCACGCACAGGCACCAGCCGCACCAACGAUUCGGCAGAAUUGAUCAUGAUGCCCAUGCCACAAGCUAUGCCCGAAUUGACGCAGGCCAUCAUGACCAAUGAGGACUUCCAGCAGAAGCUGCUGGAGAACAUCAAUGUGGCGUUACAAUCAGUCACUGUGCAUACGCCUACGCCGGAAUCGAUAAACUCUGAGGCGGUGCUUGAUGAUUUGGUCAAGAACAUAUUGGAAGCGACCGAGAAGGAUCCAUCGUUUGAUCGUGUGCUCCAAGAGGUUGUUGGCACACCGGCGCCAACAAAUGUCGGCGAGCAGCAGCAGCAGCCGGCUGCAGCUACGUUAGAGACGCCAGAGCUGGCUGCAGCAGAGCCACCGCAAACACCGCUCAUCAUACGCAAUGCGGUGGCGGCGGUGGCCAAUGCGGGCGGAGAUGGGAAUGGCAAUGGAAAUGCGGUGAUACAGUUGAAUGCGAACACCUCACUGGACCAGGUGGUGGAUCCCAAUUUCAGCAUAUCCAAGUUGAUUUUGAUCAAUUCGAAUGAGAGCGCACAAAAGCAGCAGCAACAACUGCAUCAGCAGCAGCAACUGCAACAACAACUGCAACAGCAGCUGGCAACUGGCGCAGCUUCAGUUAAUCUCAGCAUCACCACCGAGAAUCUCAUCAAUUACAAUGAUGCCAGCGGUGGAGGAGGAGGAGGAGGAGAUGGUGAGGCAGCACCGAGUGGAACGGUCCAAACGACAUCGAAUCAAGUUUGCGUGGAUACCACAAAUGGUCAGCUAACAUUUCCCAUGAUCUUCUCGUCCAACGAUGGCAUCUUCUCGCAUCUGCCGCUGCUUGUGAACAACGAAUGGUUGGCUCAACAGCUGCGCUCCGAUGUCUUUGAAAUUCCACUAACCGAACCAAUUACUGUGUCGGCCAGUCAACUGCCCAAUUCGAUAAUAAUUAACAGUGCUGUGAAGCAGUCAUCGUCGCAUCAGGCACUGCCGCCAGCUGCUGUUGAGCCGCCCGUGCAAUUGAUUGAGGAGGAGUCUCAACCGCCGCCGCCAUCAACAGCUGCAGCCACAGCAGUAGCCGCAGCUGUACACAAAUCUGUGGAACGCAAAGCGGCGCCAGCGAAUGCGAAUGGGAUCCCGCCUGCCUCGUUGGACUCGUCGCGUGUGGUGCUGGAGCGUGCGACGCCUUCGACAGCGGGCAUUGUGAAUGUGAAGGCAUUCCGCAGUUUGUCGACGCCCAGGAAACGCACUUCGCAUGUGCGCACCCUCAACUUUUCACCCAAGGCAAUUACGCAUGCAAUGCAACAGACGCCCGUCUCCACACGUCGCGCCCAGCUCCAGCAGCAGCAGCUGCAGCGUCGCGAGCAGCUGAAGGCGUUGCGCGAACAGCAGCAACAGUCGCACCCGGUGCAGACAGAGCAACAGCCUGAGCAUGCAAAGCAAGCACCGGAGGAGAAGCCGGUGCACAUUAAGAGCGUUGAAAUCCUACCCAGCUUUGGCAGCAGUCCCGCGCACAGCAAGCCGAGCACCUCGUCCGAUGUGAGCGCCAAUGAGAGCGGCAACAGUUGCUUGCCGCCCUUGUUUGCCAUGGAGGAGGGCAGCAAUCAAACGGUGAUUAAAGCUGUUGUAGUUGCUGCGAAGCAGACGAAAGGCAGCACAGCUACGCCGAAGCGUAAGCAAAAGCGUCGCGCGGCAGUCAAGGCUUGCAAGCGCAUUAUUUCCCAGUCAACUGUACCGGAAGAGGCGCAGCAACAACAGAAGGAACAACAACAGCAGCCACAGCAACUGGAUGUGAAACUGGAGCAACAGGAGCAGCCAGAUGUGGGCACAUCGCUGGACGACAGCAAGGAGAAUCAAAGAGGCAGCCAGCAUGUCGAGGAGGAGGACGACGACGACCAGACGGAUCUGAUGGCUGCCUGGCAACGUCAAAUGCACGGCACCAGCACCGAUCUAGAGCAGCGGCUACGCGAGAUCAAUGCCAAGCGUCAGGAACAGUUCAAGGGACCGCAACGCACGCGUCGUCGCACCGCAGCGGGCAAGAAGAAAGGUGGAGGCGGUGGCACGCCGCUGGCGCCUAAGCAAAAGAAACUCAAGGUGACGCUCAGUGCCAAGAAGAAGAAGCUGCAGGCGGGACAGACAGUUGGGAAGGCAACAACAACGAUCAAGAUAACGACACCGCAGAAAACAAAGAAAAUAGUGGAAAGCAAAGAGCCGCCGAAGGAAGCGAACCGUGAGGAGCAAGACAAGCAACAGCUGCAGGGGGAGAAGAAUGCGCAUAAGGUGUCAAUUAUCGAAGAACCAGCGAAGCAGCUGAAAACCGAGAAGGAGCAGCUGCCGGAGAAGACAGCCAAGCAGGUUACAACAACAACAACUACAACGGCAACAGCAACGAUAGCAAUAGCGACAGUGGAUCAAGUGCCUUCGAGCAUGGAGAUGCUGCUGGAGACUCCAUUCAAGAUGCUGCUAUCGCAGUCGGAUGAUGGUGUGCCGCCGACACCCGGACCCGCCGCUCUGCUCCUGCCACCCACGCUGGACACACCUUAUGCUAAGCUGUUGCCGAGCACUUCGUUUCUGUUUGGCAGCGACACCAAGAGCAUACUGGACACACCCAUGCUAACGGCCAUAACGCCGGGCACACGACUGUCGGGGGCAACACCAUUUGGCCACUCCCUGGGCACACCGCACAGCACAGCGAAAACGGAUUAUUCCUCGGGCAGCUCCUACUAUCGUCCCGAUGAGGCCGAGCACACGGAUACGAAUGCCCAAUGUGCCCUGCAACCGGCCAGAGCAUCGCCAGCAACAACUACAAUUGCACCCGAACCGAUCAAGGUUUCUGCCGUGUCCGCCUUUGAGCUGCAUGCCGAGCGUUUGCCCGUGGAGCCGACGGUGCUGCGUCGUGUGCGUUCCUUUGGCACCGAGGCCGUGGACAGCGCUGAGGGCGCCGUCGCCGCUUUGCCCGAUAAUGUCGCGGAGCCAGGUGCACAUUAUAAGCUCGUAUCGGGUUUGCCCGAUGCUGUGGUCGAUAAUUCCAGCAGCAGUUCGUGUGCCAGCAGCUCCACUUACUCCUCCAGCAGCUCCAGUUCGUCGAGCAGUGGCAGCGGCAGCAGCACCGACAGCAGCAGCAACUCCUCGGCCACCUCGGCCACAACCAGACGUGCGGCAAGUCAGGUGGCGCCUGGCGGUGUUGCGUUGUCCACGGCGAAAACAAUGCAGCUGCUGGACAUGGAGAAUCUGUCGGACAUUAGCAGCACCGAGGAUGAGGAAUGGCUAAAGGCGGCAGCAGCGGCGGCAACUGAACCGCCGCUCGCCAUCGACAAUGAGCCGCAGCAGCUGGUCAGCCAGGAUGGCGAGGUGCGCUACCCGUUGCGCAAUUGGCUGACACCCAGCAAGGAUGCGACCAAGGAUGCAAAUACUAGCGGGGAGAUGGCACCGCCAGCACCCAAAACGAAACCAGCUAAUCCUCCACCACCUCCGCCGCCGCCGCCGCCUCCGGAAUUGCCAGCUGCAGCAGUGAAGCCACCUCCGCCUCCAUCACCACCACCGUCGGCUCCACCUCCACCAGUCAAUCCGCCUGCAGCUAGAACUCCAACACCGCCGCCUCCGCCUACGCCAGCUCCGAGUGCAGCUGAGGAUAAGCUAAAACAACAGCUGGUAAUGGAGCAGCGUCGUCAGGAACUGGCCAAAGUGCGUGAGCGUGUCAAGGCCAAGGUGAAGCAGCAAGUCUCGCCCAAACCGCGCGUCCGCAAAGUGAACAAGAAGCUGAGCAACAUGCGGGAGAACGCCAAGUUGUCACAACCACCGUCACAGUCGAGCAAGGCAAGCAAUGGCAAGUCUCCUCGAAAGGAAGCGCCGCCAACCGUGAAGACAGCAGCUACAACGGGUGUAUCAGCCGUAACAACAGUAUUAACAACCAGCUCAGCUACAACAGCGGUUGCUAUUCCAAAGCCAACUGAAGCAAUUGCCAAGUCAGGGAAUGAGCCAUCGACAAAUUGCAGCAGCGAUCUGGAUCCAGCGCUGCUUAUGGCCUUGAAUCUCAGUGCUAAGAAGCAGCAGCAACAGCAGCCAAAAGUGGGACGCAUUGCCGUUCAGAUUGCAGCACAGCCGGCACCCGCGUUGGGCGCAGCACAGCGUCGUGGGCGACCUAAGAAGGCGCCCAACGUGGAGCCCACACGCUGCUGCACACGACGCUCCACGCGACUGAUUGACAAUAAGACUCCUGGACCAGAAGAAACAUCACCGGAACCGCCACCUAAACUAACCAAGUCGUUAACCAAUGUCAAAGUGACCAAGAAGCCGGCCAAGAAACGUGCAGAAGCGCGUUUGGAGCCGUCACAGCCGUUGGCAACUCUCGCCGAAGCGCAAACCACACAAAAGUCACCAGAGCCCCAAACAUUGCCCUCAACAUCGGCAGCAACGACAGCGCCAGCGGCGAGCCCAGACUAUGAGCUGGACAUGUGCUUAAGCAGCAGUCAUGUGGAAAAUACGUUCAGUUUUUCAUACGCUGAUAAUGGCAGCAAACCAACAGAUCCUGUGGAACGCCAGCCAGCGAGCUACUUUGAGAGCUAUCAAAUGCGUCUCAUGAUCGACAAUGAGAUGCACAAUGUGCGCAUGACAAGUCCACAGCUGAUCUAUCAGCACUCUGGCAACGGUGGCGAAGAUAAUGGGGCCAAUGCGGCUGCCAAUUCUGCCGCCAUUCGUAACAUACCCAAGAAACGCAUCGUACGCUAUACUAGUGGCGGAGGUGGAGGUGCAGGAGAAGGAGGAGGAGGAGGGACCACUAAUCGCGAUGAGGCUAAGGAUGAGAAGCAGGUGAAGCCAGUGGCGACAUCCACGCCGCUGGGCAACAACUCACAGGCAGCGGAGAGCGGGCAGCGCGAUGAAAACGAUCUCGAGGUGGCUAAGAUCAAUGCGCCGAUGAAACCAAACUCUGGCGACGAUCAGGAGCCGCAUGAUGCCGGUGUACAGAUCGAAGAUAUCGAAUCGAUACUUUCCCAUCUUCAUGGCACCUAAAAGAAAAAUAUCUACAACACAAAACAAAUUACUCGAUGAAAUGAAACCAGUUAUGUUUAUCUUUAUCAAUUAUAAAAUAGUCUCUUAUGUUUAUUAUUAUAAUUUUUUUUUUUUUAUUUAAAAGAGAUGCUUGAUUAACAAUAUAUCGUAGGUUUACUUACUGUAUUACGUAUAUAGGUACGUUCGUUAAAGCUUAAGUUUAAUAUUUAUCUAUCGGCUAUAAACAUAAAAAAUACAAAAAACCAAAGAACUGAUCCCGAGGGAGAGUUUGGUUUUCGAAUCAAAUAUUACUAUACAAUAUAUAUGUAAAUAUAUAAAACAUAUAUAAAUUAUAGAUAUUUAAGUUGUACAUAAGUAUUAAGUAUUACCCACUCGUAAUACGUCAGAU